AUGGCGAAUUGGGUCAGAUACAUGGCUCACAAGCUUGAGUACUCUCUCACUCUCAGCCUCAAGAAUCAUACAAAAGAGAGGGUCAUUGACCAAGAGUUCAUUGGUGUUGUCAUGAAGAAUCUACUCUAUGGAAGGAUCACCUACUUGCAUUCAGUUAAAGGAGAAGGGAUGGCUCCAACCAUGGGACCACAUGAUAACACACUCCUUGUCCGUAAGCUACCUGAUGUUGAUACAAGGUAUGUUUCCGUUGGAGAUGCUGUUGUCUUGAAGGACCCGAAUGAGUCACAUAAGUAUCUAGUUAGGAGACUAGCAGCUUUAGAAGGAUCCGAAAUGGUAUCAAGCGAUGAGAAAGAGGAGCCUUUUGUUCUCGAAAAGGAUCAGUGCUGGGUCAUAGCUGAGAACAAAGAGAUCAAAUCUAAGGAAGCAUAUGAUAGUAGAACAUUUGGUCCGGUUUCAAUGGCGGACAUAGUAGGAAGAGCUAUAUAUUGUAUGAGGACAGCCGUGGAUCAUGGUCCAGUAAGUAACAGUGAAUUUUCCAUGGGAGAGGAUUCUCCAAUCCUGGCGGUAGAACUUGACGUUGAUGAAUUGGUUAAAGACCACAAGGCCUAGUAACAACAAGGAGACAUUGUUCAUUUCACCAGACUCUUUGUAUGCCUUUGUUUCCGUUCUGAACUCCAAUUUAGACGCAUGCCACUGGAGUCUGAGAUAUUUGUGGCAAAUGUUGAGGAAAAGUGUUCCUUAGCUUCUUCCUCUAUUAAUAAAACAAACCACUUCUUUACAGAAUCCAAACCAAUGGUUUCAAACUGAA
This is a messenger RNA of Eruca vesicaria subsp. sativa (arugula), 808 nucleotides long. Lineage: Eukaryota; Viridiplantae; Streptophyta; Magnoliopsida; Brassicales; Brassicaceae. The record is from the annotation of a GenBank genome assembly.